AUGUUGGCCUCAGGCCAGCUUCAGGAGCUUGAUCUACAGGUUCUACAGCAGCAGAAACAGGAGCAGAAAAAAGGGAAGAGUAGGAGCCGGGCCCGGCUUCAAAUUGGAGGCGAGCUUACUGCUGAGCGAGCUUAUAAGCUUCGGGCUGCCAAAGCUGAGCUUAUAGCUCAGAAAGCCCAGGCGAAGGAAGCUAGAGUAGCCCGGCUAGCUGCCAACCAGGCCCGGAAGCAGCUUUAUAGGGCUGGGGUUGAGGCCCGGAAACAGGAGGGCCUCCGGAAAAAGAGGGUAAAAGCUCUUCUUCGAGCUGGCCACCCAAUUCCUCCAGAAGACCAGGACCCAAUUAUCGACCCAGAAGCUGGCUUCCAAACUGGCUUCCAAACUGGCUCGGAAGCCGGCUUCGAAGCUGGCUUCCAAACUGGCUUCCAAACUGGCUCGGAAACCGGCUUCGAAGCUGGCUUCCAAACUGGCUUCGAAGCUGGCUCGGAAACCGGCUUCGAAGCUGGCUUCCAAAUUGGCUUCGAAGCUGGCUCGGAAACCAGCUUCGAAGCUGGAUUUGAGUUCGAGCUUGAGCCUACGAGCCAGCUUGAGCGGGAGCUCCAAUAUGAGCUUGAGAAGGAUGGGAAAUGGGAGUGUGAGUAG
Messenger RNA from Pseudogymnoascus verrucosus, 639 nucleotides. RefSeq lists its product as uncharacterized. The coding region runs from base 1 to 639 and encodes 212 amino acids. The record is from RefSeq and is a predicted model, not a curated record. The transcript has a single exon. NCBI's taxonomy places the organism in Eukaryota, Fungi, Ascomycota, Leotiomycetes, Thelebolales, Thelebolaceae.